Messenger RNA from Ostreobium quekettii, 1497 nucleotides. NCBI's taxonomy places the organism in Eukaryota, Viridiplantae, Chlorophyta, Ulvophyceae, Bryopsidales, Ostreobiaceae. The record is from the annotation of a GenBank genome assembly.
AUGGCUGAGUUCGACGAGUACGACUACCUGGAGAAGCAACUAGAGCAGAAGGAGAACGACACCGCCAACAACGACUACCGGCACCGGCCGCCGCGCCACGAGGACGAGCGCCGGCCGCGGCCGCGCGACCGCGAGCGCAAGCGCAGUCGCAGCCGGCCGCGCGAGCCGGAGCGCGGGCGCGGCGAGAGGGCCCGGCGGCAGUCCCCCCCGCGGGGUUACAGGGACGGACGCGACCGGGGCGGCACCCGGCGCAGGCGGGAUGACUACAGAGGAAAGCGGCGGUCGCUGUCGAGGGAAAGGAGGAAGGAGAGGACGCCUCCAGAGGUUCGGGCCGCCCGGGAGCGCGAGAAGGAGCUGAGGGAACUGGAGCGUGACACACGGACGAUAUUUGCCUACAACCUGAACCUGAGGGCAGACGAAAGGGACAUCUUCGACUUUUUCUCCAAGGCUGGCACGGUCAUGGACGUGAAGAUCAUAAUGGACCGGAACACAAGGAAGUCCAAGGGCUUUGCUUAUGUGGAGUUUGAAAAGCAGGAGGAUGUGCUGAAUGCCUUGGCGCUCACAGGGCAGGUCUUGAUGGGACAAGCGGUCAUGGUGAAGGCGUCCGAAGCUGAGAAGAACUUGGCAUGGGAAGCCCAGCAGCAGCAGCAGCAGAACCAGGCCGCAGCGGCAGCCUUGCUGGGGACUGGCCUUGGUACGGCCACAGGCCCAUGCAAGCUGAGUGUCGAAGGGCUCCACCCUGACAUCUCGGAAAGUGACCUCAGAAAGAUAUUUGAGCCGUUUGGUGAGCUCGACUUCAUACAACUGGCCAAGGAUGGAUCUGGCAACUCUCAAGGAUACGGCUUUGUCCAGUUCAAGCUGAUGUCAGAUGCAACCAAGGCCAUGCAGCAGUUGAAUGGCCUGGAAAUAGGUGGCACGGCCCUUAAGGUCUCCAUAGCAUCUGUUUCUAGUGGAGAAGCUGGAAUCGCUGGAAUAGGGGAGCUUGAUGAGGAAGAUGAGAUGGGUGGAGGCAUGCGCCUUUCCUCACAUGCUCGAGCUGCACUCAUGAACCGAUUGGCCAACUCUGCCGGAUUGCAGCCCACCUCUGCGUUUGGGGUGCCUGGCCUGUCUGGUGUGCCUCAAGUGAACCUCCCAAGCGCACAGCUGCAGAUGCAAAUGCAGCACCCCAUGGUGCUGGAGCAAGGACUCCUGGGCCCGGCAUCGCCGAUUCCCACGCAGUGCCUGCUCAUCAAGAACAUGUUUGAUCCCACACAGGAGUCCGAACCUGACUGGGACAAGGAAAUCGGGGACGAUGUGCGUGAUGAGUGCAGUAAGUAUGGGGAGGUUUCACACGUCCAUGUGGACAGAAACAGCAAGGGUUUCGUGUACCUCAGGUUUGUCACACAGGAGGGCGCCGAAGCCGCCCAGAAGGCCCUCCAUGGGAGGUGGUUUGCUGGACGGCAAAUCGUUGCUGAGUAUCAGUUUACACAAGUGUACAAUUCUCAUUUUGGUGUGUGA